CCGUUUACUCGAGACUGCCCGGAGGGCCGGCGCCGGGGUUCGGUGUCCUCUAGUGAAAUCGAGAGGAUCUAAGGACCCUGUAGCAACAAUGUUAUCAAGACUUUUUCGAAUGCACGGCCUCUUUGUGGCUUCCCAUCCCUGGGAAGUCAUAGUGGGGACGGUGACACUGACCAUCUGUCUGAUGUCCAUGAACAUGUUUACUGGUAAUGAUAAGAUCUGUGGUUGGAAUUAUGAGUGUCCAAAGUUUGAAGAGGAUGUUUUGAGCAGUGACAUUAUAAUUCUAACAAUAACACGGUGUAUAGCAAUCCUUUAUAUUUAUUUCCAGUUCCAGAAUUUACGUCAACUUGGAUCAAAAUAUAUUUUAGGUAUUGCUGGCCUCUUCACAAUUUUCUCAAGUUUUGUAUUUAGUACAGUUGUCAUUCAUUUCUUGGAUAAAGAAUUGACAGGCUUGAAUGAAGCAUUGCCAUUUUUCCUACUUUUGAUUGAUCUUUCCAGAGCAAGCACAUUAGCAAAGUUUGCCCUGAGUUCGAAUUCACAGGAUGAAGUAAGGGAAAAUAUUGCUCGUGGAAUGGCAAUUUUAGGUCCCACAUUCACCCUUGAUGCUCUCGUUGAAUGUCUUGUGAUUGGAGUGGGUACAAUGUCAGGGGUGCGUCAACUUGAAAUCAUGUGCUGUUUUGGCUGUAUGUCAGUUCUUGCCAACUACUUUGUGUUCAUGACUUUCUUUCCAGCUUGUGUGUCUUUGGUAUUAGAGCUUUCUCGGGAAAGCCGUGAGGGUCGUCCUAUCUGGCAGCUCAGCCAUUUUGCACGAGUUUUAGAAGAAGAAGAAAAUAAGCCAAAUCCUGUAACUCAGAGGGUCAAGAUGAUUAUGUCUCUAGGCCUGGUUCUCGUUCAUGCUCACAGUCGCUGGAUAGCUGAUCCUUCUCCUCAAAACAGUACAGUAGAAAAUUCUAAGGUUUCACUAGGAUUGGAUGAAAAUGUGUCCAAGAGAAUUGAACCAAAUGUCUCCCUCUGGCAAUUUUAUCUCUCCAAGAUGGUCAGCAUGGAUAUUGAACAAGUCAUUACUCUAAGUUUAGCUCUUCUUCUGGCUGUCAAAUACAUCUUCUUUGAACAAGCAGAGACAGAAUCUACACUGUCGCUAAAAAACCCCAUCACAUCUCCUAUAGUGACCCAAAAGAAAGUGCCAGACAGCUGUUGCAGACGUGAACCUACACUGGUCAGAAGUAACCAGAAAGUUCACACAGUGGGAGAGGAGACUGGGAUCCACCGGGAAAGCCAAGUUGAAGUUAUAAAACCCUUAGUGACAGUAACUGACACCAGCAGAGCUACAUUUGUGAUUGGUAACUCCUCUGUACUUGAUUCUGCACCAGUACUGGAGACACGGGAAUCUGACAUUGCACUUUCCGAGGAGCCUCGGCCUAAUGAAGAAUGUUUACAGAUCCUCGGUGAUGCAGAGAAAGGUGCAAAAUUCCUUAGUGAUGCUGAAGUCAUCCGAUUAGUCAAUGCUAAGCAUAUCCCAGCUUAUAAAUUGGAAACCCUGAUGGAAACUCAUGAGCGAGGUGUAUCUAUUCGCCGACAAAUGCUUUCCAAAAAGCUCCCAGAGCCUUCUUCUCUGCAGUAUCUACCUUACAGGGACUAUAAUUACUCCUUGGUGAUGGGAGCUUGCUGUGAAAAUGUGAUUGGAUACAUGCCCAUCCCGGUAGGAGUGGCAGGACCUCUGUGCUUGGAUGGAAAAGAGUUUCAGGUUCCGAUGGCAACAACAGAAGGUUGUCUUGUGGCCAGCACUAACAGAGGCUGCAGAGCAAUAGGUCUUGGUGGAGGUGCCAGCAGCCGAGUGCUUGCUGAUGGGAUGACUCGAGGGCCCGUGGUGCGUCUUCCUCGAGCCUGUGACUCUGCAGAAGUUAAAGCCUGGCUUGACACCCCUGAAGGCUUCUCAGUGAUGAAGGAGGCAUUUGACAGCACCAGUAGAUUUGCACGACUACAGAAAAUUCACACUAGCCUGGCUGGACGCAACCUUUAUGUUCGUUUCCAGUCUAGGACAGGUGAUGCCAUGGGGAUGAACAUGAUUUCAAAGGGCACAGAGAAAGCACUUUCCAAGCUUCGCGAGCUUUACCCUGACCUCCAGGUUCUAGCCGUUAGUGGGAACUACUGCACCGACAAGAAACCUGCUGCUAUCAACUGGAUCGAAGGGCGGGGAAAGUCUGUUGUUUGUGAAGCUAUCAUUCCAGCCAAGGUGGUUCGAGAAGUAUUAAAGACGACUACAGAAGCGAUGGUUGAAGUGAACAUUAACAAGAACCUGGUGGGCUCUGCCAUGGCGGGGAGCAUAGGCGGCUACAAUGCCCACGCGGCAAACAUUGUGACUGCUAUCUACAUCGCGUGUGGGCAGGAUGCAGCACAGAAUGUUGGUAGCUCAAACUGUAUAACUUUAAUGGAAGCCAGCGGUCCCACAAAUGAUGAUUUGUAUAUCAGUUGCACGAUGCCAUCUAUAGAGAUUGGAACUGUGGGUGGAGGUACCAACCUGCUACCUCAGCAAGCCUGUUUGCAGAUGCUAGGUGUGCAAGGAGCCUGCACAGACAAUCCUGGGGAACAUGCCCGGCAGCUGGCGAGAAUUGUGUGUGGAACCGUCAUGGCUGGGGAGUUGUCCCUGAUGGCAGCAUUGGCUGCAGGACAUCUUGUCAAAAGUCACAUGAUUCACAACAGGUCAAAGAUAAAUUUACAAGACCUCCAAGGAAGUCGCACAAAGAAAACGGCUUGAAUAGCCUGAUUUUUCUGAACUAAAGCAUAGGCACUGGGUUCUGAAGGACUAACAUAAAAUCUGUGAAUUAAACAGCUCAAUGCAUGUCUUGUUGAGGAUGACUCGACUUGGUCAGGGUGACGGCGGCUUGGCGGGCUCCCUCGGAGGGCUCUGAGGUCCUCUGGCAGGCCUCCGGUCUGAAACCAGCCCAGUGCUUUACGUGCCGUGUCUUUGGGAAGCUCGCAGCAUGGAUCUUGGCGUGAACGCAUCACAGGCAGUCAUCUGCGGCUCCUUUCUGACAGACUCCAAGCUGGGCAUCAAGUGUCUCGAAACUUAGGAAGUUCCUGGUGAUCAGUGUGAAAAUCUUCCUCUGGGUUAAAAAUGGAUUUUAAAAUUACACAGUAGCUGAAAAAACCUCUGAUUUUAUAGUUAAAUUAUUAUUAAGUCUGGGUUAUAGAACUUUAAAUAUAAGAACUAAGUUUAUUUUUUGUGAACUAAAUAACUUCAUUUGGUGCUGGUCUAUCUUGAUUUUUGUUGUUGGGGUGGGGGGUAGCUUCCAAACAUUAUUCUUCAAAGGGGACCUGCUUUCUUCAAACGAAGACUAACUCAUUCCUGACCAACAGAACGUGCUAAUAGUACUCUAGGAAGAGCGUGAAGCACUGCCGUUAUAGCUGCAGGCUGUCUGUUCUGAGGUCUCUUGUCCACACGUACAUGUUUGUCCAGGUUGGCUGUGUCCCCAGAGGGCUUUAUGAAGUGCAGUUUUGUGCUCUGUCCUAAAGAUACAAGGGCUCUUCAUGUUCAAGAGGGUGACUGUUUAUUGAAUAUAAACACACGUGUGACCUCUCUCAGAACUCAGUGUGGAAAACAUGUGUUUAAAAAAACAAAACAAAGCAAAACCAUUCUCUUAAGCCACAUGGAUUUGUUAAAAGUCAUUUUAUUUAGUUGAAAACUCUAGGUAGUUUUUUAUAAACAAUUGUGUCAAAUCUGUAUAUGUUGUAAUAAAGCUGUAUGCAAGGAGUUUAUUGAAAGUGUUCAAGAGAUCACUUUCCCCCCCAAAUCAACCUGCAUGUUGAUAAAACACUCUGUCUGGGCUGGAGAAGAUAGUGAGUGUUAUUUUAUGCUGGCCAGGCCACCCUGGUGUGGGGCCAGCCUAAUACGAGGCAGUCUGCCUGGAGAGCCAGUGACAGAGCCACAGGGAUGGCCCUGGAGGCCUGGGUGUUCGUUGCUCCUGAGCAGUGGGUGGGGGCUGGGGGGGUACUGAAACGUGCACACCGGGCUCUCUGAUGGGCCCAGAGCAGCUCCUAGCUUCCUCGGGCUCAACAACGAUUGUUGAGUCUCAGAUUCUUUUUCUUUUUAAAAUGUGUAAGUUUUGUAUAAACCUUAAAGAACUCUAUUUUGUAUCACCUGACGUUGCCAGUGUUGGUCUUGGAAAGCCGCUCUGUCUCAUGAGCAGGGGCACUUGUGAAACAUUCCACGAAUGCUCUUGGCCACGUGGGGCACUUCUGGGUGGCGGUGGUGUCCGCUGUGUGUUUUGGAGAUUGGCCUUUUCUGUUGUAUGUAAAGUGUCAGUUGCUUCUCUGACUGCAGCCAGUGACUUCUUAUUUCUCUCAAAACUCCACGGAAGUAGCAGUUAGAGUAUUCAUUUUGGCGAAUGUAACCAAUACCAUCCUGCUAAAGGAAUGUUUUGUAUAAUUCCUCAAUUGUAUACCUUUGGUUAUAGAGUGCAUUUUUCCAGUUCAAGUAAAUUAUGAAAAGGAAGUGAAUACUGA
This is a messenger RNA of Echinops telfairi (small Madagascar hedgehog), 4500 nucleotides long. RefSeq names its product 3-hydroxy-3-methylglutaryl-CoA reductase (gene HMGCR). Gene Ontology annotation, biological process: sterol biosynthetic process; isoprenoid biosynthetic process; coenzyme A metabolic process. The coding region runs from base 89 to 2752 and encodes 887 amino acids. Gene Ontology annotation, molecular function: NADP binding; hydroxymethylglutaryl-CoA reductase (NADPH) activity; protein binding. The transcript has 20 exons. The record is from RefSeq and is a predicted model, not a curated record. Gene Ontology annotation, cellular component: peroxisomal membrane; endoplasmic reticulum membrane. Lineage: Eukaryota; Metazoa; Chordata; Mammalia; Afrosoricida; Tenrecidae.